GGCCCGGGCCCGUGUUGGGCGGCCGUCCCGCUCCCCGCUCCCUUAGGCCCGAUGCCGGCGGCCGGGCAGGCGGGGCGGGGCGGGGCGAGGCGGCCGCCGGCGCUGGGCUCGCUGGUUCCGGGGCCGAGCGCAGCGCGGAGUCCACUAGGCUCGCUCGUCCGCGGGGCGCCCCACAUGUUUCUCAGCGUCGCGGGAAAGUUGAGGUUUUGAGCCCGGCGGUUCCCGGUCGCUCAGAACUCUCGAUAAACCCAAAGGCGUGGUGGGUUUGCCUCCGCUUUGCUGGCAUGUCUGUGCGUCCGAAAACAGCGGACCUUCCGAGGCAUUUCCACCCGGGGCCCCGAGUGCCGGGGCCGGGGUAGGAGUCCCCGAGGCGGUCGUGUCCGACGACGGUCUCCGGGCUGCUGGAAAACCCGCACUCCGUAACCUCGGGGUAAGGCAGGUCUUAAAAAAGCCAAAAGCCCCCAAACACCGGAACGGCCGAUGUUGUUAACUCCGUGGAUUGUGUGUUUGUCCCUGUCUACACGGAAUCGUGAGCAGAAAAACGCCCUCCUCCCCAAAGCCUCCAGCCGCCGGCUUCCGGACUACGCCAAACGGGGAUUCAGUGUCCGGUCCUUUGGAACAGGAACUCACGUGAAGCUCCCAGGACCAGCGCCCGACAAGCCAAAUGUUUAUGAUUUCAAAACUACAUAUGAUCAGAUGUACAAUGAUCUCCUUAGGAAGGACAAAGAACUCUAUACGCAGAAUGGCAUCUUACAUAUGUUGGACAGAAAUAAGAGGAUCAAGCCGCGGCCAGAAAGGUUCCAGAACUGCAGAGACCUGUUUGAUCUGAUCCUCACCUGUGAAGAGAGAGUGUACGAUCAGGUGGUGGAAGAUCUGAAUUCCAGGGAGCAGGAGACCUGCCAGCCAGUGCACGUGAUCAAUGUGGACAUCCAGGACAACCACGAAGAGGCCACCCUGGGGGCGUUCCUCAUCUGCGAGCUGUGUCAGUGUAUUCAGCACACAGAGGACAUGGAGAACGAGAUCGAUGAGCUGCUCCAGGAGUUCGAGGAGAAGAGCGGCAGAGCCUUCCUGCACACGGUCUGCUUCUACUGACCCACCUGGCCUGGCGCCCGGGGCGCCACCCACCCUCCUGAAGCCGUCUUUUUGAGCUUCCUUUUGUUAAUACUUUUUCCUUCCUGAUAUUUGUCUUUACUUUUAGGUAUUCUGCCGGCCACGGCAGUGGUACCCAAUAAACUGCAUAGGAAAUGCAAGGACACACAGAUGCCAGAUUCAAAACAAUCACGUUUUCUCCCUCCCGCUUUUACUUACGAGUGGGAUGUUGAUUGUAAAGGUUUUUUUUUUUUUUUCUUUACCCAGAAAAGUAAACAACGGUUUAUGGUACAUUUCCCCCAUGCAUUUGUGGCUUUCAUUGUGGUCCCUUCCCCUCUGCUUCCCAAACUUGCUGGAAUGUACAAAUAACCUGAAUAAAGCAAUGGGCUUUACCUUGCUAGGAAAGAA
Messenger RNA from Mirounga angustirostris (Northern elephant seal), 1497 nucleotides. RefSeq names its product SSU72 homolog, RNA polymerase II CTD phosphatase (gene SSU72). The transcript is spliced from 5 exons. Bases 481 to 1092 code for a protein of 203 amino acids. Gene Ontology annotation, cellular component: nucleus; mRNA cleavage and polyadenylation specificity factor complex. The record is from RefSeq and is a predicted model, not a curated record. Gene Ontology annotation, molecular function: RNA polymerase II CTD heptapeptide repeat phosphatase activity. NCBI's taxonomy places the organism in Eukaryota, Metazoa, Chordata, Mammalia, Carnivora, Phocidae. Gene Ontology annotation, biological process: termination of RNA polymerase II transcription.